This is a messenger RNA of Rotaria sp. Silwood2, 360 nucleotides long. The record is from the annotation of a GenBank genome assembly. Lineage: Eukaryota; Metazoa; Rotifera; Eurotatoria; Philodinida; Philodinidae.
AUGAUUCUACUACGAAGAAUUAUCAAACCAUCAAUUCAUAUUCGAUAUGCUAGUGGUAUAUCAUUUCGAAUUAAUGAAUUAGCACGAUUCAGCGAUGGAAGUGCAAUUGCUCAAUUAAAUAACACAAGUGUACUUGUUACAAGUGUUAGUAAAUCUAAAACAUUAUCAUCAAGUCAACCAUCAUUUUUACCAUUGACUGUUGAUUAUCGAGAAAAAGCAGCAGCAGCUGGUCGAAUACCAACAAAUUAUUUACGAAGAGAAAUAGGUUUAACUGAUCAUGAAAUUUUGACUGGACGGAUGAUUGAUCGUUCAAUAAGACCUUUAUUUUUAAAUGGAUAUGUUUAUGACACACAAGUAUAG